CCCGCCGUGAGACCCCCACCAAAACCCUUUCCAAGGCACCAGCCUGUGUGCACCUUGACGUAGCCAGCCAAGCAGCAGGAACAGCCGGCAUUCCGUGUAAACAAAAGCAGGAAACAAUCAGCCGAAGCAUAGGAAGAAAACUAAACCCCAUUCAUCGGAUAUAACUACAAACUUGAAUCUUUCACCCCGCCGCUACUCAAAACUUCUUCAGCACCACCUCACCAACAGACAACCAUGGCGCCCCCCUCCCAGCUCACCGUCGCGACCCUCUCCGUUACCAGACUCCUCAAGGAGGAGAUCUCGUACGAGAAGGAACUCAUCCAGCAAAGGGGCAAGGUCACGACGCUGGAGAACGAGAUCAAGGAAGGCAAGCCCGAUGAGGAUGGAAACCGGGAGUACAUGCUCAAGCAGCUGAAACUCGCGGUGGAGGAGACGCAAAAGGUGUUCCCCGAGCUGAGAACCCGCGUCGAGGAUGCGACCGUCAAGCUGGAGGAGCAGAUUGCCCUGGCCGAGAGCGGCGGUGCGUCGCCCGAGGAGCUGGAGACGGCGAGACUUGCGCUCGCAAAGGGCAAGGAGGAGAAGACGUAUCUCAAGGACGACGUCUCUGCUUAGAAUUGUGAUUAUUUCUUUUCCCCCGCGUUCUGAUAUCAAAGAUGAGAGGAGGUUCGGGAUUGCGUUGUGUUAAGGGCAGGCGAGCGUCAGAGGCACGAUGGCUGCCUGCUUU
Molecule: messenger RNA, 724 nt
Organism: Colletotrichum acutatum
Lineage: Eukaryota; Fungi; Ascomycota; Sordariomycetes; Glomerellales; Glomerellaceae
Product: tubulin-specific chaperone Rbl2
Exons: 3
Coding region: 235-612 (125 amino acids)
Biological process (GO): tubulin complex assembly; post-chaperonin tubulin folding pathway
Cellular component (GO): microtubule cytoskeleton; cytosol
Molecular function (GO): beta-tubulin binding
Source: RefSeq, a predicted model, not a curated record